Molecule: messenger RNA, 4257 nt
Organism: Alternaria arbusti
Lineage: Eukaryota; Fungi; Ascomycota; Dothideomycetes; Pleosporales; Pleosporaceae
Exons: 3
Coding region: 1-4257 (1418 amino acids)
Biological process (GO): carbohydrate metabolic process
Source: RefSeq, a predicted model, not a curated record
AUGUUCCAUGUAUGCGCUAGCAGCCUAGACGAAGGAGAGGAGGUGAACUUCAGCGGCGGUCUGGUCGAGAUCGCGGCUCUGACUGCUGUGAUCGGGGGCUCGACUGCUGAACUGAUUGCUCUAGGGAAUCGCGGCGCUUGCGGUUUGCCAUGGGCGGCUCUGAGCUCCUUUGGGUCGAUCUUCAUCGUCAAAGCAUGCAUAUCCGCCUGCACACCAGGAUGGCUUCGAGAUACCGUUGGUGUGAGAACCAGUGGCUCUGAUAAGGCUAUUGGGUGUUGCGUGAGUCUGAGUAGGAAGGCAAACAGUCGCGUAGUCACUGGCAGUGCUGUUGGAGUGACGGUGAAGUGGACCAAGACCAGCGAAGGUUCUACUUUGAUAACCGCUGGGAGCGAAGAUUUCGAAGAUGUUUACGCUUUCGAUGAAUGGACGGCCGGCCCGUUGCGAUCUUGUGCAGUAAUGCAACCUGGGGAGCAUCUACAAGCUCACGUCUACAUGCGAGAUCAUUACUGGGAGAUUGUACAACGCUCACAGACCAGAAACGACUGGAUAAUUACGUUUGCAACCUUGCUGAAGGUCGUAGAGAUGUAUCUGCUCUACCACUUCGGCUCUCGACGCGUCUUCCUGGUUACUGGAGUCAUCUGGGCGUACACCUUCUUCUCGGCGAUCGCGUUGCAGUUGUUUCACGUCGGAAGAGCUACAACACCUGGCGAGCAGUCAAGACAUUUUGAUGUCGUCUCUGGGUCGCUGCCUACACCGCAAGUGAUCGGGGGAGAGCGCAGGAUUCUCCUCGGGGUACCUGUCAACCUUCGCAGAGGUCGCGCGUGGCAGAUAUUCUGGAUUAUAGGCGCCGCCGUUUGCAUUACUUCCCUUCUCGGCACAUACGCCGUUCUUUCGAAUGAGCCGGCCGUUUGUUUCCGGAUCUGGCUUGGUUUCCAGGUCAUCUGGCUUGCGCUUCGAUCGAUCUUCUUUCACUUCGCACAGCAGGUAGACGACAUGAAACACAUCAUUACACCGAAAAUAACGGACGAGAACCGGCCACCCGAGUUAAGUUUGCGGCUACUCGGACUGGCGGUUGGGGUGUCGAAGCACCAGAUUCUGAACCACCCCCGCGGCGUGCUCAGCUAUGCGAACGACGCGCAAGAUCCCGUGAUUAUUAGGAGGCUCUUGAGCGACGCCAAUUUGGAGUACACAGACUACUUCGAGCUUCCAACGCGCGCAGAUUCAGGAUCGGAGCUGGGCGUCACUGUGGUCGGCGUCAUUGGUGACACUUUACUCUCAAGUGUCGCAUGGCUCAUGGGCUCGCCUCUGGGCGGGAUGGAUCUUUACGAUUCAUGUAUUUUGGCUGUCCGUGUCUCUGGCGCGAUACAACUGAUACCGUCGUGUCGCGUGCUCUCCGGUCGCAUCGCCGACGAACAAGUCCCGGACCCCGAGACGACGUUGCCUUCCAACUUCCGACCCAAAGGCGCAGCGAACGAGGGUUACAACAUUAGCUGGCGGUACUGGAUACCAUGCGGCGGGAAGAAGUGGUUGUGGUACAGCACACCAUGGGCGACUACCACAAAGGUCGACUUGGGUAUCACGGGUACGAAGAAGAUGACAGUCACGACAGGAGAUGACAUCACCAAAGAGCUCUUGUCUGGGACGUUGCAGAUCAGUAUGAGCGACGUACAAGCCGUUGAAGAUGCUAUCGCGCAGUCUGCGAGGGCGGGUACAAUUCUGCGGAAUAUGUUAAGAGAAGAUUUCACACGAUUCGAGAAGAGCGCAGAAUCCUUUGUGGAUUAUGGCUCAAUUGCACCCCAAUCACACCUACAGCAAUCUGAGCCCUCAUCAUCGGGCUUGAAGCCGUGGAACAAUGGGACCCUAAUCCUAUCGCCAGCUAACCCACUCGUUACGCUCGACUACGGCACUGAAGUAGCCGGCUUCCCGUUCUUCUAUGUUUCAGCAAUUUAUGGAAUGGUGCAGAUCGAAGUAAAGUACAGCGAAGAGUACCGCGGCGUCGAAGAGCCAUUCUCGGAUGGGCCUUGGACAUUCUCGAAUGGACUAUCCAACUCUUUCCGAGUAGAAACGUUCAAAGUCACAGAAACGGGAUACAUCGAGAGCUUCUUCGUCCAAGGAGGCCAGCGAUGGCAGACCGCACGGUUGAUUACCAAUGGCUCCGUCACUAUUGAUCAUCUGGGAUUUCGCGCAACAAGCUCAAACUUGGACGCUGAAAUGCUACCAGGCCGCUUACAGACAUCUGAUAAGACUUUGAAUCUUGUCUUGGACCUAGGAGGUCGCGUCGCUCAAGUAGCAUGUGUAGAUGCCGGAAAUGCACCAUCUACGUGGGAGAUCACAAAAGAAGGAGCAUAUAUCCGGGGCCAAACCAGUGCGCAAUCUUCUCUAGGAGUUGACGCAGUCAAUUACACACUGGAAUUCGACGUAAAGAUCGCCCGCGGCGGCGCAGGCUGGAGAGUAGCAAGUGCAAUGCCGCCACUGGGGCCUUACUUCGUGCUUACAUCCGAAUACCCUGAGCAGAACACGCUCGCAAACACCAACCGAACCCUCUUGCCUCCAAACACACUGGCGUUCACUACUGGAUGGAGUCUAGUAAACCAGAGCACACUAUCCGUGCCAGAAGCCCAGUACUUUACUAUCAACACAACCAUCAAGGAGAACUUGUGGUAUCGCGUGCGCACAUCAAUCGAGGAGACUGGAUAUCGGGUAAGCGUAAACGGAACCGAGAUUGCGUUCAUACCUUUACCUCCGCCUGCACCCCCCGGGAACUUUGGCACACCUUCUCGAUACCAAGGCACAUGGGGCUUCGGAGGCAUGCAGGACCAGAUCGCGUAUCACAAAGACGUAACCGUCACUGCUGGAAACGGCACUACCAUAUAUCGAAAUUCUCUAACGAGCGAGGAUACCUUGGCCGAGUAUCAGGUCGCACCUCUAGAACACUCAGUCUGCCUGGAUGGUGCCAAACGGGAUCGGCUAGUCUGGACAGGAGACUUCUAUCACACUGUGCGUGUCGUUGCAGCUUCGUCUGCUCGGUUCGACUACCUCCUGGGCACCAUCAUAUACGCGCUAAGCUUCCAGCUUGAUGACGGCCCAUACGCCGGCUUUACCCAGAUCUCUACGAACCUUGGAGCCCGACCCCAGUACAAAGAAGCAAAUAUCGCAAACUACGCUGGGUUGGUAGACUACCAAGAUCUAUUCUUGGCAGGAAUCGGCCAAUACUUCCGCCACACCGGAGACCGCGACGGGCUAAAACCUCACUGGGAUCAGAUCAAGAGACUUGCCACCGCGAGAUUGGCCUUCAUCGAUCCCUUAUCUGGUCUCAUUGGAGGUUCUCCGGAGGUUCCAUCGCCAUUCAGCUUCCUGGGGCCAGCCAACGGUAGUGCAACGACCGGUCUCUUCGCUUACAUGCUUGAGGAGAUCGCGCCACUUGCGCUUGCGAUGGGCGACGAAGACUCUUCGACACAAUACUCCCAAAUAGCCAUCAAGCUGCGCGAGGCCCUCAAUCGUGAACUAUGGAAUGAUCAGCUCGGAACAUACUCCCUCUCAACCACCGAUCGAGGCAACUUCUCCUUGACCGGUAUCGCCUGGGCAAUCCUAUCUGGUGCGGCCAACGACACCCAAGCAGCAUCUUCCAUUGCUAAGCUUGAGGAGCUUCGCUUCGCAGUAGGCUACAAGACCAUCUCGAGCGACAUGGAGACAGACGACUACCAGCUGGCACCCAAUCCAUCAGGUUUCCUGUUGGAAGCCCUGUUCAAGUCAAGGCGCGACUUCGGAGUGGACAGCACACCUGCCAUCAGGCAUCUGCUCGACAACCUGUGGGGUAGCAUGGUCAACAAGAACGAGUAUUACUCUGGCGCGAGUUGGGAAUACGUAAAGCCUGAUGGUUCUCCUGGCAUCGAUCUCUUCACUAGCUUAGCGCAUCCGUGGGGUGCAGCUCCGACGUAUGUACUGCCAGAGUACCUUCUUGGCGUCGCUUCAACCUCUCCCGGGUACGAAACGGUUCUUAUCACUCCCACGAUAGGGUUCUUGAAACAGUCAGAAGUCAGCGGGACGGUACCGACCCCCAACGGACCAAUCAAGGUGGCGUGGACGUUGAGCGGCACGUGCGUUGCUUUCACGGUUGUUAUACCGACUGGUACGGCAGCUACACUACAGUUGCCAGCUGGCGCGACUGCGGUCGGCAGGAGCUUGCGCAAUGGACAAAUUGAGCUUUCAUGUGGAACGACGGAAUUGAAAAUGGACAUGAGAGCGACUCAUAACUAG